CUAUCGUGGCUCUUGCGUUCUCUGAAGAUGGCGGCAGCUGCGGGAAGGUUGCUCUGGUCCUCGGUGGCUCGGCCUGCGAGCACUAUUUUCCGGAGUAUUUCUGCCUCAACAGUUCUUAGGCCUGUUGCUUCUAGAAGAACCUGCUUGACAGACAUGCUGUGGUCUGCCUGUCCCCAAGCAAAGUUUGCCUUUAGCACCAGUUCUUCAUUCCACACCCCUGCUGUCACCCAGCAUGCGCCCCAUUUUAAAGGUACUGCUGUUGUCAAUGGAGAGUUCAAAGAGCUGAGUCUCGACGACUUUAAGGGGAAAUACUUGGUGCUUUUCUUCUACCCUUUGGAUUUCACAUUUGUGUGUCCUACAGAAAUUGUUGCUUUCAGUGACAAAGCCAAUGAGUUUCAUGACGUAAACUGUGAAGUAGUUGCUGUUUCUGUGGAUUCCCACUUCAGUCAUCUUGCCUGGAUCAACACGCCAAGAAAGAAUGGUGGUUUGGGCCACAUGAACAUCACGCUGUUGUCGGACUUAACUAAGCAGAUAUCCCGAGACUACGGAGUACUGUUGGAAAGUGCUGGCAUUGCGCUCAGAGGUCUCUUCAUUAUUGACCCUAAUGGUGUCAUCAAGCACCUGAGUGUCAAUGACCUUCCGGUGGGCCGAAGUGUGGAAGAAACACUCCGUUUGGUAAAGGCGUUCCAGUUUGUGGAGACCCAUGGAGAAGUCUGCCCAGCCAACUGGACACCAGAGUCCCCUACGAUCAAGCCAAGUCCAACAGCUUCAAAAGAGUACUUUGAGAAGGUCCAUCAAUAAUAGGUCAUCCUAUGUCUGCUGUUUACCUGAAGCUUCUCAUGCCAAAAGAGAGCCCCAGCUGGAAUCCUGAAGAUUAUUUAUAGAAUGGCAAAACCUCACCAUGCUUGUGUUUAUAAGUACUGCUCCAUGGGCUUUGUAAUUUUAAGACAGGUUCAGGUUAAAGGUGGCCAGCUCCUUCCAUAGCUGUCCUUACUAGGGACUUCUUGAUGGCUACCAAUUCUCUACAAGUGCUUGGUCCCCAUUUCUUAGAUCAUGUCUUCAGAGGGUUAAGAUUUCUUAGCCUGCCCUGAAGCUUGGUCUACAGUGAAGUAGCACAUAGCACCAGUACUUAGUGAAAUGAAGUAGCACAUAGCGCCAGCACUUAGUGAAAUGAAGUAGCAUAUAGUGCCAGCACUUAGUGAAAGCUUCUGAUCAAGGUCCUGAAAUUUCCUCUUGGAUUUUUGUUAAUUAUGCUGAAUUUCCCAUUAUUUUUUAGUGUAGUCAUUAACUCACAGUGUCCUUGUGUGUUCUAAGGUAUUGAUGAGUUAUAAUCAUGAAGGACUAUGUUUCUAAAACACUAUGUCAUUUUCUUUUCUUCAAGUGCUGGAUGUAAAGAAUAAAAAUAAACAUUAAGAUA
Rattus norvegicus (Norway rat) is the source of this 1417-nucleotide messenger RNA. RefSeq names its product peroxiredoxin 3 (gene Prdx3). Gene Ontology annotation, cellular component: cytoplasm; early endosome; mitochondrion. The record is from RefSeq and is marked provisional. The transcript is spliced from 7 exons. Bases 28 to 801 code for a protein of 257 amino acids. Gene Ontology annotation, molecular function: oxidoreductase activity; antioxidant activity; thioredoxin-dependent peroxiredoxin activity. Gene Ontology annotation, biological process: cellular oxidant detoxification. NCBI's taxonomy places the organism in Eukaryota, Metazoa, Chordata, Mammalia, Rodentia, Muridae.